UUGUGUUAUGUAUAAAUGUAUAAAAAGUAUUACUUAGUCAAAGAAAUUCAAAAUAAAGUAUAACCAAGUGUUUAUUGAAUCUUUUUCUUUAAUCUUCAUUUAUAAAAGGCUUCAAAAUUGCAUCCAAAAUGCAAAAUGUUAACGCUCCGCGGGAGCCUGCUCCCGUGUUGAGCACAAGUUCAACUAUUCUCAAUAUGAGAGAAAAAGAGAAAUAUAUUGAAGAAUUUGACUUUCCAUUCUGUGACGAGUCUUCUAAAUAUGAAAAAGUUGCCAAGAUCGGCCAAGGAACCUUUGGAGAAGUGUUUAAAGCACGAGCUAGAAACAGCAGUAAAAAAUUUGUUGCUAUGAAAAAGGUUUUAAUGGAUAACGAAAAAGAAGGUUUUCCCAUUACAGCACUGCGAGAAAUUAAGAUAUUACAGCUUCUGAAACACGAAAAUGUCGUAAACCUUAUUGAAAUAUGCAGAACUAAGGCUACAUUACACAAUAAAUAUAGGUCAACAUUCUACUUGGUUUUCGACUUCUGUGAACAUGAUUUGGCAGGUUUAUUGUCUAAUGUAAACGUAAAAUUUAGUUUAGGUGAGAUCAAGAAAGUUAUGCAGCAAUUAUUGAAUGGGUUAUAUUACAUUCAUAGCAAUAAAAUAUUGCAUCGAGAUAUGAAAGCUGCAAAUGUACUUAUUACUAAGAAUGGAAUAUUGAAACUUGCUGAUUUUGGUUUGGCAAGAGCAUUUAGUGUUGCUAAGUCAGGACAAGCCAAUAAAUACACCAACAGAGUGGUCACAUUAUGGUAUCGCCCCCCAGAAUUGUUAUUAGGUGAUCGUAAUUAUGGACCGCCAGUAGAUAUGUGGGGAGCAGGCUGCAUUAUGGCCGAGAUGUGGACCAGGUCUCCAAUUAUGCAGGGUCCCACAGAGCAGCAACAAUUAAUACUAAUAUCCCAGCUCUGUGGGUCAUGUACUCCAGAUGUAUGGCCAGGAGUGGAAAGUUUAGACUUAUACAAUAAGAUGGAGUUGCCAAAGGGACAAAAGAGGAAGGUUAAGGAAAGACUAAAGCCAUAUGUCAAAGACCCGUAUGGUUGUGAUUUACUUGACAAGCUGCUGCAACUAGACCCCGCAAAGAGAUAUGACGCAGAUACAGCACUCAACCAUGACUUCUUUUGGACUGACCCGAUGCCAUGUGACUUGGCUAACAUGUUGGCCCAACAUACGCAGAGUAUGUUUGAGUAUCUGGCGCCACCACGUCGUCCGGGACAUCUCCGACAUCAUCAUCAUGUGCCUGGAGCUCAGGCCAAGCCCAACCCACCACCUCAAGACUCGGGAUACCAGGAUAGAGUGUUUUAGUGAUGUUGACUUUGGACAAGUGUGAAGUGCAAUUGUGUAUUGGGGCAUGGUUCCCAUAUUUUAUGGAAUGUUCAUUUCUAUGAUAUAAAUGCUAAGACAUUGUACAGUGAUAUAAGAUAACUAUUCAAUAUGAAUUAUGACACAGGUGGGUUUGUAGAUCUUCAUGAUUGUGCGUUAUUUGUGUAAUUUUUUUUAUUUAAAAUACAAUUUUUUUUCAAAAGAAUUUAAGUUUAGCCUUGAUACUGGGCUUUCAAUAAUAAAUUCUAUGUUGUAACCUAAGCUAUUUGGGAAAACUUGAUUAAUUACUGAGAUUAUCAUUUUAAUAUGGACUCAUAAAAAUAUCUCUUUUCUAUCUAACCACAUACAAAAUGAUAAAUUUAUAAAAUUUGCAUGUGGUUUUUACUAAUGAAUCUUUAUACGUAAUAAUUGAACAAGUUUUAAUUAUUUUUGUAUAAGAUAUUUUGUGAUAUAUUGGUUGAAGUAGAAGUAGGAGAAUACAGGUAAGGCGAAGGUAGCAAGCAGUUUAUAACCCCUUGCUGAACUGAAACCUGAAAUACUUUAGGGAAAAUCCAUGCAGGUACUUCUUAUGUCUGAAUAGUUUUUAUAGGAAACUUAUCAUGUAAAUGUUUAUAGCAAUUUUCCCUAAGUUUUUGACCGACUUUCCUGCUUCCAAAUUAAUUUGCAACCCAUCCUAUAAAAUUUGGCCAACAAUAAGAGUAAGUAAUGAAAAGACAGGAGAACUGACUAAAACAUACAGGGUUCCGUCCUCCCUUGGACACUAGAAAGAAUGUGUAAAAUAGAAUUACAAAUAUAAGUCACAUCGCCAGAAUUUCAAUGUCAGAUUUACUGUUGUUUUACAUGGAUUACAAUUUUAGAUAGGUAGUAUGUAAAUAAAAUGUGAUAUAUUCUUGAAUAUAUUGUGUUCCUUAUUAUUGUUAAUGUAAUAAAAAAUAA
Molecule: messenger RNA, 2288 nt
Organism: Pieris brassicae (large cabbage white)
Lineage: Eukaryota; Metazoa; Arthropoda; Insecta; Lepidoptera; Pieridae
Gene: Cdk9
Product: cyclin-dependent kinase 9
Exons: 5
Coding region: 129-1334 (401 amino acids)
Biological process (GO): protein phosphorylation
Cellular component (GO): nucleus
Molecular function (GO): ATP binding; cyclin-dependent protein serine/threonine kinase activity
Source: RefSeq, a predicted model, not a curated record